Molecule: messenger RNA, 1869 nt
Organism: Fusarium venenatum
Lineage: Eukaryota; Fungi; Ascomycota; Sordariomycetes; Hypocreales; Nectriaceae
Biological process (GO): protein polyubiquitination
Molecular function (GO): protein binding
Source: RefSeq, a predicted model, not a curated record
AUGACUUUGAGCCCGCAAUCUUCGCGUCGCUGGGACGAGCUCCCUCACGAGAUCCUCCUCCAAAUCUUGUGCUACCUUGAACCGCAUCAAUUGCCCAGACUGCAACUUGUAUCACGGAAACUCAGAGACGUCUGUCUUGAUGAUGAACUCUGGAAGCGCCACUGUUUUGAGCGCUCACCAUGGUACUCAUUUCUUCAGAAUCGUAGAAAAGUUUUUGCUUCUCUGCCUGACUCAUCAUUGAGCAAGACCAGUCAAGAUGACGAGGAUGCCGGCUCUCUACUGGAAUUUGAUGAAUCGUCUCGGAAAGAUAAAGAUCAUUUUGAGUUCCUUCAAGACAUGGCCAACUGGGAUCCUGCGUUUCCUGACGAGCACGUCUCGUGGUAUGACGAGUAUAUUCAACGUCAGGGACCAACAUCCAUCAAUUGGCUCGAAACGCCUCGUGCAGAACAGAGCGCGAUGGAUCAUUUCAUUGAAGUCAGAGGAAUGGCUCUCUACAGACCCAACAACGGUGACGAUGGCCUCGGUAGUUUGUUAGCCGUUUCACCGCUCGACGACGGAUCUGUAUGUUUAUGGGAUAUCAACGGCGCUAGAAGCAGGAGGGGAGGUAUAAUUGCAACGAGUCAGCCGGAUAUCCUCUUCUUUGACGGCCGCGGAGAUCAAAACACAAGGCGGUCCAAAAAGAUCGACACUGGUGUCACCGAGUGUGUUAGUGUCGACAACACCAACAAUAGGGCUGUCUUUGCCGUACAGAGUCAUCUCAUAGAAGUCGAUCUCAAUCGACUACAGGUCGUCAAUAGACACUCUUUCGAAUGGUCCAUCACAACCUUGUCACAGAUCCAGGAUGGGAUCCCCUUGACAGUCGGCACUUCACUAGGCAUUCAUCUUCAAGACUUUCGCGCGCCUCAAUACCACCACGGCAAUGACGUGGAGAGGCUAGAUAUAGAUAGCCCUAUGACAGAUGGAGAUAACCCCUUCAGGGCCAUCUUUGACCCGAACCCGUUACCGCCGUACGCCUCAUUGUCUCAGCCUACGCCAACCAGUAUUCUUCAUCUGCCCCGUCCAGCUGGCGAUAACACAGUAUCGGACGAUAUCUACGUGGCGGGCAGGUUUUCCAAUAUUCUUCAUUAUGAUAGGAGGCAGUUUCCCAAGAUCUUGGGUUCCAUCUACUCCGGGUCGCGACUUUCCAGUCUGGCAGCGCUGCCCUAUCCGUUUUCCACGCUGGAUCACGAAGUACGGCGUCGCGGAGAGCUUUCAGCUGAGAGAGUUCAUGAGUGUAAGACAUCGGGCAAUGGUCGAACUUUGAUAGCGGGCGGAGAGUACAAGACCAAGGGCUCGCUAGAGUUAUACGGCCUCGAUACAGUGGACCUGUCAAGCGACGGGGCGAUGCAGCAAAACUCAACAAUGAAGAACCGCUACACGGCGGCUUCUUCCAUCAUCUUGUCAGUCAUCGACCACGGCACAAAGGUGGCCUUUUCAGACGGUGCAGGACAGAUCAAGUGGUUUGAAAGAGACGGAUACACAGAAUGUCGUCGAAUUAAGAUCGGCCACAGUGACGUCCCCACCCAAGCAUCACUCUUCGCCUCGAUGCCAGGGUCCGACGAUCUCGCACGCAAGAUCUUAUCCACCAAGACGGCACAGGACCGGCCCAACGAGGACAACGUGCUCUUCUGGACGGGCGACAAGCUCGGCAUGGUCAGUUUCACAGGGGAUACACUAUUUACUCCCGAGCAGCUACAGGGCGACAAGAAUCACGGGACCAAGGAAGCGGCGGCGGAUGAACAGAAGCGACAGGUGUACUCCCAGAGGAUGCGAGAGGCACUCGAGAAGCAGGCUGACGAGGCUCGGUUUGUACAAGGACUUGGAUUGUAG